AUGUCGCUGCUGAACCCCGACUACCGGUCCGGCGCCGACUAUGCCUUCCUCGUCUCACGCCUCCCUCCGGAUAUCCAAAGAAUGCACGCCAUGGGAAUCCGGAACGUCACAUUGAUUGGAUUCGACCCUACCUCCUGCGUCUACUUCUGGCGCAGCAUCGCCGAUCUGGCAAUGCAAAAGACUCCGGCCGAGCUUAUGGGCCAGACUGCCACCGCACGCCAGCUACGAUUCUACAAGUGGAUCGUCCGCGGACGCAACGAUGCCGACAUGGGCAUGCAGCUCACUGGUCAUGGUGGAACAGACGCGGCUCGCCAGGCUGCAUCCCUUCUGCCGGGGGAGGAGAAACGUGGCUGCGGUCACUGUGGAUGGGCGCCUGCCCAAAAGGAAGUCUACUCUUACUGCGCAGGCUGUGUCAUCGAGAGCCAAGGUCGCAGAAUCUCAUGCAUGUACUACUGCAGCAGGAAGUGUCAAGAGGAUCACUGGCCCACCCACAAGACGUUCUGCACUACCCGCAAGAAGGUUGUCCGUGCCGCACACCUGAUCCAGAAGCUCAUGUAUGCCAUCGAGGCAGCAGGUGCUCAACGCCAGGUAGAGAGCCUGGAAGUUCGAGACGGUGUGACUCACCUGCACGAAGUGCCGCAGGAAGAGCUCGUACUCCGAGGCGGGCCAAUCCUGAACCCUGUUGCUCAGGGAAAUGCUUCGCAAGAGGCAUAUCACGCGGCUCUCACCGGCCAAACAUGCAACGAGAUCGUCAUCGUUGGUCGGCAGCUGCUCAAUCUUCUCAUCGACCCGUAUUGCCGACACAUGGAGGUGAUCACGAUUGUGCCUCGAAACGCCGUCAACCCGUUGGGCAUCCUCAAUGCUUCCAGCAAAUUGAAUAAGGAGUGUUACAUGAUGAUUGGAGCACACAAAGUCAUCCGGCUUCACCUCGCCUCAGGAGAGACUCUCCUGCUCGACAUCUCUGGAGCUCAGUAUGGCUGGCGGGAACCCGUGGCGCCGUGGGAUAAGUGGUGCCGCCACAGGGCGGCUCAUGUCAACCACGCCAAUGCGGUGCAUGUGUCUGAUACCAUCGAGAACAAGCAGAGGAUGCUUGCGAGCUAUGAGCAGAUUCGUGGAGAGCGCCUGCGCCGGCAGAUGGCCCAGAGAAUCCAAAGUCUUCUCAGCACAGAGGCAGCUCAACGAAAGCUGCCAUCCGUGCUUGCUCUUCUCGGGCUUCCAGGCAUAAGCUAUAAUGUUUUUGAACAGCACGUCGUCCAGGCUGCCCAACAGGCGUGCUUGCAGAUCUCCCAGUCAGGGCGCACAUCUCGCCGCGGUCUGUGA
Microdochium trichocladiopsis is the source of this 1320-nucleotide messenger RNA. RefSeq lists its product as uncharacterized. The record is from RefSeq and is a predicted model, not a curated record. The coding region runs from base 1 to 1320 and encodes 439 amino acids. NCBI's taxonomy places the organism in Eukaryota, Fungi, Ascomycota, Sordariomycetes, Xylariales, Microdochiaceae. The transcript is spliced from 2 exons.